CUGAUUUUUUUUAUAGUGCUGACUGCUGCGUGGCUUUGGGUUUGUAGUUUAUAAGCUUGAUGCCUUGAUGUUAAAUAACCGCUAAAAUGAUAGAAAAUCAGAUUUGCCAACUAGAUAAACUGUUUGAUUGUGGCUUACAAAUCGAAUCUCUUAUACCAAUAUUGAAAUCGCUUACGGAAUUGAUGAAAAUUGAUCACUUUAGAUAUGAAAUCAAUGAUGUUCAUUGGAAAACCAUCUCAAAAGUUGCCAAUCAUGGUCUGGAAAUUUUAAGAAAUGGAGAUUUUAAAGACAUUGAAUUAGAUUUUCUAGCAGACUUGUUUAGGUUUCUGAGGAAUUCAUGUGCUGGUUCUGCAAGAAAUCAAAUGUAUAUAUUCAGCUCAGAUAUCAUUCUUAACUGUGCAAAGACAGCUUUAGAUCAUUUUAAAGAAAAAAACUCAGAAAAAGAAGUACUUGUGCUUAGGUGCUGUUUGCAGUUUUAUGGAAACUUAGUUUGUUCUGGGACUGAUUUUAAACUUCUAGUGUGGAAUUUAUAUAUCCAAAGAAAGAUGUUUAGGGAUCUUUUACAGCACAGAGAUGCCAAAGUUCAAGAGUAUAGCAUGAUGGUUUUACACAAUUGCAUGAUUGAUGAGCACAUCAGUUACAUCAUCAGCACCAAAGAUGGACAUGACAUUUUAGUUACUUUAAUGAAUAUUUUGUGUGACAACUUAAUUGAUUGGGGAAUAUUGUUUUUGGAACUGUUGUUGAAGCAGGAAAGUUUUAUGCAGAACUGCUAUGAAGUUCUUCCUGGCAGAAACAAGUUGUUAAUAUUGGAUCUAAUCACUCAUCAGCUGAAUAAUUCCAAUGACGGCCAAACCUUAAUUCCUCCUUCAGCUCUUAAUUUCGUGACACAGCGCUACCUGAACCUAGUAAUGAAUAUAAUGAAAGUCUGUAACACAGAGUUCUCUGAAAUCGAUGCUUCAGAAAUUGUGAAAAUAUUAACUCUUCUUUGUGCUGCAUCUAUUUCAGACCAGUACAGUCAUUCAUUGAAAAGCAGCAAAGAGCUGCUUGAGAAAUCCUUAGAUGUACUGAAGAGCGUCCACUUGUUGGGAAAAAAGAGCUGCAAUGCCUUCUCUUCCAUCAGCAAUCUGAAUGCUUGCGAUCAGUUCUCCAAAGAGGAUAUUGAAGCUCAUCCUUCUUUCUGUUUCAAGAAGAAUUUGAUAAGGUUGAUUGGAAACCUGUGCUAUGGCUGUCGAGAAAACCAGGAUUUGGUUAGAAAGUUAGAUGGCAUUCCAUUGUUGCUGGAUUGCUCCAACUUAGACAUCAGGAAUCCAUUUAUUAUGCAAUGGUGUAUUUUAGCAAUCAGAAAUGUUUUAGAAAAUAAUCAAGAAAAUCAAGCUGUUUUAGCUGGAAUGUCAGUGUCUGGGGACCUGGUAGAAUCUGCACUGAUCAAAGAGCUCGGCUUUCAAGUAUGUAAGGAAGACGGAAAAUUUGUUUUGAAAUCAAGCAAGUAAAAGACAUUGGAAUGUAAAACGGGACAUAUUUUCAGCCCAUUUAAAUUCUUCCUUAUGUCUUCCUUAGUCAAAAGAAAACUGCUCAGCAAACAGCUGAAGAUAAAAAGAAAAUAUUUAAAUAAGUUCUGCAUUUAUAUAAAUUAUUUUUAUAAGUCGACAGCUAGUAGGGAAAAACCAAUAAGCAAAUUGGAUGACUUCCAUUCCUGAUAAAUUAGUAAAAUCAUAUCGGCCAAUUAAACACAGAUAAUUUUUAUAUUGAUUAUAAUUUUUAAUGCGUCCCUAUCUCUUUUAAAAAUUUUACUUUUCAGAAUUAGUUUUUUAAACUACAGUGGACGCCGGUUAAUUGAAUCAGCCGCUUUAAUGAAUGAAAUCGUCAGAAACAGAAUAAAAUCCAGCAUUAUUGAAUUAUCUGCUUUAUUGAAUCAGCUGCUUUAUGGAAUCAAAACUGUUAAGAAAAAACGUGACUCAUAUGAGCGGCGGUCACUGUAUCAAAAAAUUUUAUCAUCUGAAGAAAUUCAAGCAUUUUUCUUGAAAUACUAAAUAGAAAUUUAUCCUUAGAGCUAUAAGAUAAGGGAUAUUUCGAAUAUGUUUCUAUUUUUUUUUCUGGCUGCAGGAAAUGAAAAAGAAGUUAUAUAAAUAUCGAAAUACACUUCUUCAUAAUUAAAUUUUUAUGAAAGAGAUAUUUUGAUUACUUCAGUAAGUCCUAAGCUUUUGAUUUUUCACUCCAAAAUAUAGACAUUGUAAACGAUUAUAUUUUUAACUAAAUGAUUUAUUGAAACUUCUUCAUUCUAAGUUUUUAUAACAAAUGUGCCAUUAGUUUGUGAUUUGAAAGAAAAAUCACUAAAAGAAUUAUAAAACUAGCAGGCUUUGUAGAGCGCUGUACGAAAAUUAUUUUGAUUUUAGAUUUUUAUUUAUUUUGUACAUGUUCAGAUUUGAAAUUGUUUUCUGGAAGAAACUAGUGAUACUGAAAAAAAAAACCCCCUCAUGUUCUACUUUUUGUUUUCUUGGCUUGAUUGUGUAAGUGCACAAUAUGUUGAAGAAAAAUGUCUGCAAGUUUUUAUCUGCAACUUUAUCAUAUUUUUAUCUAAACUUUAGUUUCAACCAUAUCAUAUAACUAAUAUUUUGAAGCUAUAGAGAUGUUUUAUUCUGUCGCACAUUUAUCCAUUACAGCCAAUUUUUAUAUCAUAUAUAUAUAUAUAUUGUAUGUAAGAGAUGGUUUGUUGCCGGAAUGCACCAGAAUGCCAUUCAGGCACUGCUUUUCUGGAAAAAUGAAGUUCCUUUUCAUGUUGAUAUGGUCCUAUUGGUUCAAUUGGCAUUCUGAUACUGGAAAAUUUACAAAAUCACCCUGAUUCAUAUGCGUGAUAUAUAAUAUAUAUAUAUAUAUAUA
This is a messenger RNA of Uloborus diversus, 2877 nucleotides long. Its product is annotated as ataxin-10-like. The transcript is spliced from 11 exons. Gene Ontology annotation, biological process: neuron projection development. Lineage: Eukaryota; Metazoa; Arthropoda; Arachnida; Araneae; Uloboridae. The record is from RefSeq and is a predicted model, not a curated record. Bases 87 to 1490 code for a protein of 467 amino acids. Gene Ontology annotation, cellular component: cytosol.